Molecule: messenger RNA, 786 nt
Organism: Rotaria sp. Silwood2
Lineage: Eukaryota; Metazoa; Rotifera; Eurotatoria; Philodinida; Philodinidae
Source: the annotation of a GenBank genome assembly
AUGAUACCACGAUUUAUUAUAUCAGCACGUUUACGUAGUGCAUUUAAAGCAUGUGUUACUGGUGGUUUCAUUUUUGUUGGUGCCAAUAUAUAUCUUGGUAGUGAACGCUUUUAUGAAGAAAUAUUUAUGCCAACAUUACGAUAUAUUGAUCCAGAAAAAAUUCAUGAUUUAUCAAUUCAAAUGGCUAAACAUGGACUUGUUCCUCAAAUGAAAUCUGUUGAUGAUCCUAUUUUGGCACGUUUACGUAGUGCAUUUAAAGCAUGUGUUACUGGUGGUUUCAUCUUUGUGGGUGCCAAUAUAUAUCUUGGUAGUGAACGCUUUUAUGAAGAAAUAUUUAUGCCAACAUUACGAUAUAUUGAUCCGGAAAAAAUUCAUGAUUUAUCAAUUCAAAUGGCUAAACAUGGACUUGUUCCUCAAAUGAAAUCUGUUGAUGAUCCUAUUUUGCAUUCAACUGUAUGGAAUCGUGAAUUCAAAAAUCCAAUUGGUCUUGCAGCUGGCUUUGAUAAAAAUGGUGAAGCAAUUGAUGGUUUAAGUAAAUUUGGAUUUGGUUUCAUUGAAAUUGGUAUAUUCAUUUCUAUCGUUCAAAAAUGUUUAAUAUUUAUUUUACAUAAAGGAACAAUCACACCUAAACCACAAUCCGGUAAUGAAAAACCUCGAUUAUUUCGUCUUACUGAAGAUCGAGCUAUAAUAAAUCGUUAUGGAUUUAACAAUGAUGGUUAUGAAGCAGUUCGUGCUCGUCUUAUUGACUACCGUCAACGUACAAAUGCUAAUAAAGAUAGUAAGUAG